Molecule: messenger RNA, 1284 nt
Organism: Abrus precatorius (Indian licorice)
Lineage: Eukaryota; Viridiplantae; Streptophyta; Magnoliopsida; Fabales; Fabaceae
Product: lysM domain-containing GPI-anchored protein 1-like
Exons: 5
Coding region: 1-1284 (427 amino acids)
Source: RefSeq, a predicted model, not a curated record
AUGCCAUAUCAAAACCCCAUUUUACAUAUCACUCUCCUCUUGUUGUUACUCUUUCAUGUUCUACUCAAUGCAGCUCCCAUGAGUUGCAAAUCCACCAUUGAGCCAUGCUCCAACAUUGACUCGUGCAAUGCUCUUCUUGGCUACACCCUUUACACUGACCUCAAAGUCUCUGAAGUUGCAUCACUCUUCCAAAUAGAUUCCACUGCUCUUCUAACUGCCAAUGCCAUUGACAUCUCUUACCCUGAUGUAGAGCAACACAUUCUCCCUUCACAGCUAUUCCUUAAGGUCCCCAUCACAUGUUCCUGUGUUGAUGGGAUCAGAAAAUCAGUGUCCACCCAUUAUAGGAUUCACCCUUCUGAUACUGUCUCUUCCAUUGCAGAUUCAAUAUAUGGGGGUCUAGUUUCUCCUGAUCAGCUUAUGGAAGCUAAUUCCAUAGCUGAUCCUUCAGUUCUUGAUGUCGGUCAGAGCCUUUUGGUGCCUCUUCCUUGCACUUGCUUCAAUGGGACUGAUAACUCUUUGCCUGCAAUUUAUCUCUCCUAUGUGGUUCAGUCAAUUGAUACUUUGGCUGCAAUUGCAGAUAGAUAUUCCACCACUCUUACUGAUUUGAUGAAUGUUAAUGCCAUGUGGACUACAGCUAUCUCUGAUGGUGAUAUUCUCGCUGUUCCAAUACCUGCUUGUGCAUCAAAUUUUCCAAAAUAUGUCUCUGAUUUUGGUUUGCUUGUCCCUAAUGGAAGCUAUGCAAUUACAGCAAGUCACUGUGUGCAGUGUAGUUGUGGACCACGAAAUUUAAAUUUAUACUGCAUGCCAGCUUCUCUAGCUGUCUCUUGCUCAAGCAUGCAAUGUAAAAGCAGCAAUCUUAUGCUUGGGAAUGUUACUAUACAACCGAGUAGUUCUGGUUGCAGUGUUACCGCUUGCAAUUAUGAUGGUUUCGUUAAUGGCACCAUAAUAACUACUUUGUCACCAUCUCUUCAGCCUCGAUGUCCAGGACCACAGCAAUUCCCUCUACUUAUAGACCCACCUACAUCUGUUGCAAGGAAAUCGGUAUAUGCCUUAGCCCCAUCACCAUCCCCAUCAUCCCAAUCAGAUCUAACAGCAUCCAAAUCUUCGGUUGUGCCUGCAACAGGGUCAUUUCCUGGAUUCUCACCUGCAAAUGGCCCUGUUAGUGGCAUUGCUUCUGCUACUUCUGCCACUUCUGCUGCUUGCUCCUUGAUGAAUCUGUUGCCCAUUUUGAUGUCUGCAUUUAUGUUAUUGCUUGUAAAGUUGAUGAUCCCUUUGGCCUUGUAA